AUGCUAUCAAAUGCACCACCACUGUUGAAUAAAACAAUUGGACAGUUGGUUAGGCAGGAAACUGUGGAAAAACCUCUCAAUCAAUCUUCACCCCAACAACAGUCAAAGAGUGGCACCACCUCUUCAGCAGGACAAACUGUUGUCCUCUCCGUUAUUCCGGAUGAUAAGAAGAAUUUAGAGAGUAGGGGAGGAAAAACCUUGAUGCUCAAUGUGGAGGUUAUUGGAGAAUCGAAAUUUAAAGUACUCUCCAGCACCAAAUCCAAGAUUUCUGAAGUGUAUGAAACGAUAUGUUCAAAGAUUGGAUUAAAUUCGGAAGUCCUCAAGAAGCCUAUUGAUAUUAAGGAUCUGCAGGCAGAGAUUCUGUUUGUUAAACAAUUGCAUCACUUCUUCACAACCAGACUUUUCAAGGGCACUGAAAAGCAAUCCAUCUUGAUGGCUUCACUAAUGAUUCAAAUGAAUUUUGGAGAUUAUGAUCAUGAAAAGCAUAAGAUUGGAUUUUUAAAGCCUCAAAAACGAACAUUCAUAGGAAUGUUCACAAGUAGAGUUGAAUAUUUAGUGAGAUACUAUAUGGAAAUUAAUGCUAGAGGAAGGAAUGUACCUUUAAAAACAAUUUGUAAACAGCUUGAUGAUGUGAUAGACGAUGACACCACUCUUACCUCACUAAAAGUUGGUAGAGGAGAUUUAGAUGAUGGAAAUGUGAGCUUUUUAUUGGAUCCUUUGGAGGUUUGUUGUGCAUAUAAGGCAGAUAUUAGCUUUCCUUGGAAGGAAAAUUUGAAUCUGACAAGUUUAGAUUUUGGUGGAAAUAUCAUAAGAGCCGAAUCUGGAAGACUAAUUGAUGUAAUUUCAUAUUUUACUAAUUUAACAUAUCUUAAUCUUUCUGGAGUGUUCUUGUAUAAUGAAAAGAAGAAGUUUUUAGAAUUUCUCACAGUUAGCAAAUCCUUGGAAGGUUUAGAGUUGUCCAUGUGUGGACUGGAUCACAAAUUCCUCAAAAGUAUUAUGGAAAUUGUAAUGGGACCUUCUAGAUCCAAGCUGAAAAUUCUUAACGUUUCAAAAAACAGAUUGAAAAACAAAUCAUUAGAGCUUAUUUACAAUUCUAUGGAAUUUUUUUCCUAUGAGGAAUUGAAUAUUGCUCAGAACAAGUUCAAAGCAGCCAAAGAUAAUAUGGUAAAGGAAUUUUUCAGGAAAUUGGAGCCAAAUCAAAAGAUUACCAAAUUGGAUAUUAGUGGAAUGAAUAUUGGAGAAAAGAUGGGUGAGUACUUGACUGAAUUGAUUGCUGUCAGUGCUUCACUUCAAGUUUUGAAAAUGUCAAAUGUUUCAAUCAAUGGUCUUGUAUUUUAUAGAAUUGGAAGAAUUCUGAGAACUCAUCCCUCCCUCAGUGAAAUUGAUCUGUCAAUGAAUAAGAUAUUCCAAAAGCUUGGAAUUGAAGAAAUUGAAGAUGCUUUCUUCUUUCUCUCUUCAAACAAGAGGCUUAUAUCCAUAGAUAUUUCAGAUUGCUCUAUCAAUGAAAAGGAAGGUGAAUAUAUUGCCAAAUUUAUGAAGGAAAACACAACAAUAGAUCGCUUUUCAAUUGCUGGUAAUACAAUUUCGACAUCAACAUACGAUUUACCUCCUAUAUGGAUGGAAAUGAUUGAGCAAAACACAAUUUUAAAUUUGUUUGAUUUUACAAAUUGUAAACUGUCAAGAAGAGGAAUCAUAUCUUUACUAAGUGCAAUGAAUAAGAGCAAUAGUGCAAAGGAAUUGUAUAUGGGAAGAAAUUUGAUCGAUUUCACAAUUCCUGAAAUUAGAGAAAAUUUUAAAAAGCUAAAACUCAGAGUUGUGGAUAUGAGAAUGAUGUCCAUAAAUGAUAAACAAAUACCACUAGUUGCUUCCAUCCUCACAGAGAAUCCAUAUAUUGAAAUUGUUAAUUUUGAAUCCAAUCUAGUGACAUUCAAUGGAGGCGAAACAUUUGUUAAAAUUGUGGGAAAGAAGACUAAUCUAAAAAAAGUCGUUUUUGUCUGUAAUAGAAUUAAGGAACCAGAGAAACCAGUUUUAUUCAAUUUAUUUAUUACCCACACUAAUAUCAAUCACGUUGUUUUGUAA
Naegleria gruberi is the source of this 2079-nucleotide messenger RNA. RefSeq lists its product as uncharacterized. Gene Ontology annotation, cellular component: cytoplasm. Lineage: Eukaryota; Heterolobosea; Eutetramitea; Acrasida; Naegleriidae. The record is from RefSeq and is a predicted model, not a curated record. Gene Ontology annotation, biological process: positive regulation of inflammatory response. The transcript is spliced from 3 exons. Bases 1 to 2079 code for a protein of 692 amino acids.